Molecule: messenger RNA, 1075 nt
Organism: Babesia bovis T2Bo
Lineage: Eukaryota; Apicomplexa; Aconoidasida; Piroplasmida; Babesiidae
Exons: 5
Coding region: 8-1039 (343 amino acids)
Source: RefSeq, a predicted model, not a curated record
UAAAUGAAUGAUGGAGGAUAUUCAAUGUCUAUAUAGAGUGGUAUUUGAUGAAGAUGUGCUGCCAGAACAACACAACCAUGAGAUUAGACACAUCGCAUUCUACCUCUGGGAACUCUUUUUCAAAGAGUAUAAAGAACUCAAAACAGAAAAGCAUGUAUUACACCGUGAAUGCGAAGAUGCGCGUAUUGCACUUCAGCAGUUAGUUGACCAUUCAACUACAACUUCCAUGGGAAAUUUGCGAUGUUUAGAGAGAGUAAUGACUGAGAUCCGUGGAUCUAUUGUUACUGUUGAGGAAAUACGAAGCAUAUCAGCUAAUUUAUCAUCUCCAAACGUUGGAAAUGUAACCCCGUUUAAUUAUGUAACGAAGGUGAAUAUUUCAGAUGAAGAUCAAACGGAUACAACUGCUGAUUUAAAUGCCGUGGUCCAUCUUUACCGUGAAAUUUUAAAAAUAGAUAAUGGCGAAAAAAUACCGUUACUUCUGGAAUAUGAACAAUUUAUAGAUGAGCUUUCCAAUGUGGAAAAUUUGUAUGUAAUACAAUUAUUGAAGAAUGGUCUGAUUAAGGUCAAAAAACAACUAGAAGAUAGUCUCUAUGGUUCUUUCAGCAACAAUAUAAAUUCUACUUUAAAAAUAUUUAAAGACAUUAACAGGCUAAGCGUCUCCUCAUCUGAAGAAAUUGCGCGUGGUUAUGUAGCAAAUCGCAAUAUGUACAUUAUAGAGCGUUUAACAUUAGUGAAGUCUCUGAUGCGUGAAAAUGUGCAUAGAGGGUUACAGGAAUUAACUAUUACACUGAAGACAACCAUAUACUCCAUUCUUUCGUGUUACAAGGUUGUGUUUGGAUCUGUUGACGAUAGUUUGGUGUGCCAUAUGAGGAAAAUUAUCUUCCAGCUUCUCUCGAUUUUAAAAGGUUGUGUAGUGACAUGCAGAUCAACCAUGAUUCCUAAGUAUUUUUCGGACGUUAGGCAGGAAAUGUCCGAUAUCGCAAAGUCGUUUGAGCCAUACGGUAUUUCGUUUCUUCCUUUAUUACACGAUAUUUUCUAAAUAUAAACGAGUGUACUGAAAUUAAGUAUACAACGG